Messenger RNA from Aspergillus eucalypticola CBS 122712, 1074 nucleotides. Its product is annotated as fungal specific transcription factor domain-containing protein. Lineage: Eukaryota; Fungi; Ascomycota; Eurotiomycetes; Eurotiales; Aspergillaceae. The coding region runs from base 1 to 1074 and encodes 357 amino acids. Gene Ontology annotation, molecular function: DNA binding; zinc ion binding. Gene Ontology annotation, biological process: DNA-templated transcription. The record is from RefSeq and is a predicted model, not a curated record. The transcript is spliced from 3 exons.
AUGUCUACUAUUAAGAGUAUAUUUAAGGCUCGUAUCCGGCUGUGGUGGUUGAUUUUCCUCCUCGAGCAUCUCCUUACAGCGAUCACUGGCCGGGCCUCUUGCGUGGGCGAAAGCCUCAGCGCCACGCGACUGCCCAUACCGUUCGAAGAAGAGGUCUUUGGCAGACCCGACAUACUGUCUCUUUUUCAAGACUCCGUAUCACGUAUCGACCGCCUCAAACUCACGCUCCUCCAGACGGAGGAGGAAGCGCGUGCCAGUGUGUCCUGGCUCACAUCCUGUGAAGCCAGCCCGUCACUGUUCUUUCACUGUAUUGUGGACCUAGCUGCCAUCGGGCAGGAUAUUAUCAACAACGUUUAUAGUAUUAAGAUUGAGCAGCAAAUCCGAAAAUAUAGCAGUAUUCUAGACAUGUGGCUCAGCAAGGUUCCCGAUGCCUACCGAUUCACCUCGGUGAACAGCGAUGGGGCAGACGUUCCUGAUGGCAAUAACAGCCAAUGGAAGCGAGAACGCAUUUCCUUAGCCAUGAGCUACUACAGCACUCGUAUCAUGCUUUGCCGCCCGUGCCUCACGCACACUGGUUCGCGAUUGAGUACUCGGUCUCCUGAUGCAGAAGUUGCCCAGCAUUCGUGCCCGAAUCCACGCCCAAACUCCAGUAGUCGCACGCUGUUCCGCUCCAGUAUGGGCCUCAUGUGUGUUCGUUCCGCCGUCUCCCUCCUUGCAUGUCUUCCUCAGACACCAGACAUCAUGUGGAUCACUGCAAUGACUCCUUGGUGGUACAUCCUCCAUUACAUCAUGCAAGCGACAACAGUUAUCCUUUGUCAUCUUUCCAACCGCCCACCCGGGCCCAGCGAACACCCCGUUCAUCCCGGCUUCUCCGAUCCGGGGAUCACGGUCAGCGAGAUUAAGAAGGCCAUGCGCUGGCUCCACCACAUGGCAUACACAUAUGCUGCCCCCGGACGCGCAUUCCGGCAGUGCAACAGCGUUCUGCGGCGUAUUGCCCCCAGCCUGGGCAUCGACCUCAGUGAUCUUCCCGAUUGCAGAGACCUGCCCACUGGUGGAGAUACAUCACAUUUCUGA